Messenger RNA from Sphaeroforma arctica JP610, 966 nucleotides. RefSeq lists its product as hypothetical. NCBI's taxonomy places the organism in Eukaryota, Ichthyosporea, Ichthyophonida. The record is from RefSeq and is a predicted model, not a curated record. Gene Ontology annotation, cellular component: nucleus. The transcript has 4 exons. Gene Ontology annotation, biological process: mRNA splicing, via spliceosome. The annotation marks the transcript as partial.
CAGGACCGCUACGGGUGAGCAGGAGUCCCGUCCCGGUUUUGGUGUGGAGGAAGAAGCGGAUCCGUACGGAGAGUUCUAUCCGGAUGCUAUGGGCAGUAGUGCUCUUGCAUACGAUAGCGAAGACGAUGAGAAGAGUGAGUUGGCGUUCAGUCGCAUGGACAAGGGUACUGCGGGUAAUAAGGGUUUGGUGAGUAGGUAUGAUUUCGACGAUGACGAAGCGUACGAGAAAGCUAAGUCGGAGCAGGAGGCGCUACCAAAAGCGGCGUUCCAAUUCGGGCGCAAAAUGGCUGACGGCAGAGCCACCCGACGACACAAGGGCAGUUCAACCAAGAUCAGCAAAGACAAGAAGAUCGACCGAGAUCUCAAUAUGAUCAACCAGAUCAUGAAGAACAAGCGCAAGGAAUCUACGGAGGAAGGGGGAACACACAAGAAGUACAAACGAGGCAAGAACAAUUAACUGCCAGCUCUUCUGGAGAGGUGGCGCUGACCACCGAUGCGAGAUGUGCCUUCGCCUGCAAAACCGUAUGAGCUGAUCCGAAAAUAGACCUGGCGCUUGUGUGGCUUGGCCGCAUGGUGCACCGCCCCGGUUUGUUUGCGGCGUCGGAUAACGGGACGAGGGCGCUGGUGCACCAAACUCUGCGCAGCUCAUCCGGACACCACAGGUCACAGAUGGCACGGGAGAACACUGAGUAGACGAACACAUAGGGCAUUGGGGUACAGUGUAGCUCAGGGGCUGUGGGUAUUAGAGGCGUGUCGCACGUGCGUAGCCCAUCCACAGCCGUGGCUCUUGAGACACGGGCGCCUUCGUGUAUCUCGGUACGGUAUACGGUUUAUAGUAUGGGUACAUGGUUUUAUAGUAUGAAGCUGUCUACGUAAGUCGGUUAUAUAGUAUGAAGCUGUCUACGUAAGCCGGUUAUAUAGUAUGAAGCUGUCUACGUAAGUCGGUUAUAUAGUAUGAAGCUGUCU